Phalacrocorax carbo (great cormorant) is the source of this 3809-nucleotide messenger RNA. NCBI's taxonomy places the organism in Eukaryota, Metazoa, Chordata, Aves, Suliformes, Phalacrocoracidae. The record is from RefSeq and is a predicted model, not a curated record.
GACCACCGCCCCGCGCGCAGGCCGCGCCGGCGGGCACAGCCCUGCUCGCGCCCCGCCGACCUGAUCCUCGGCGCAGGAUGUGGCUUGGCGGUGACGUCAAGCCCAGAUGUUUUCCCAGGCCCCGCCCCCGCAGGGGUCCGGGCGACUCCGAGGAGCGAUAACGGGGAAAGCUUAUUCUACUGUCACAACGCAAUGGCAGGGCUGGGGAAACCGCAUCUUUAUUUUAUUGCGUUCUCGAAAAAACAGCAUUAAUUCAUACUCCAAGCAACAAGCUGCCAGUGCCAGGAUCUCUCUGCUCUUUUCUCCUCCAUUGGAUUUCCAACGCUUUUUUUUUUUUUUUUUUUGGUAUUCAGGGACAAGCUGGUUGCAAUCAUCACAAACAAAGUGUGGUUUUGAUGGCUUCUAACUCAGCCUUUACUUCUACAAAGAGAUCCUGAGAAAUAAGAGAGGGAAAGUCUGCUUUCAUAAUCUUUCUAAAAAGGUAAAGAGCAGCGUUCUGGUGGGGUUUUUUUCUUCCUCUUCUGUUUGGAUUUAUUUUUAAACUUACAAAAAAAUGGCAACAGCAGCAUAUGUGGAUCACUUUGCAGCAGAGUGCCUUGUUUCUAUGUCCAGUCGUGCUAUUAUCCAUAGUCGCAAAGGGGAGCCUGAUCCCCAACCUGAUGCAGCAAUACUGCCUUCAUCAAAUGGAGAAGAUAAGCGGGAAGUUAGAGAAACCGGGAAAGACAAUGGAUCAUCAUUACUUGUGGUAGCUAGCAUUUUAGCAGAUCUGAACCAGCAUGUCCCAAACUCACCCACUCUAAGGAUGGAAAAAACGGAGACCUUUGAUAUCACAGAACAAAUACACAUUUCUGUUUCUCCUAAAGAGUUUGGGGAAGAAAGUGUGUCUUCGGCUGGUAAGCGUGGAGGAGGAAGAGCAGCCACACCUACUUGCCUGGCUGCAGUAACUGAACCAAGCCCCAGACAAAAGAACAAACGCAUGAGAAGCUGGACUGACCCUGGAUCACCCCAGAAAAAGCACAAAUGCCACUAUGUGGGGUGUGAAAAAAUUUAUGGCAAAUCUUCCCAUCUUAAAGCUCAUCUAAGGACCCAUACAGGUGAACGGCCUUUUGAAUGCAGCUGGCAAGGAUGUAACAAGAAGUUUGCUCGCUCUGAUGAGCUGGCCCGCCAUUACCGCACUCACACUGGAGAAAAGAAGUUCAGCUGUCCUCUCUGUGACAAACGCUUCAUGCGCAGUGACCAUCUGACAAAGCAUGCCCGCCGCCAUGCCAAUUUCCACCCAAGCAUGCUCAAAAGGCGAAAUGGAAGCAGCUCAAGAACAGGGUCUGUCAGUGACUACAGCCGCUCAGAUGCCUCAAGUCCAACGAUUAGCCCCGCCAGUUCCCCAUAGACCUACCUGCACUGGAUGUCAGCACUUUGCCUCUAAUACCUAACGUGGAGUUUUGUUUGUGUUGCACACAUUUAAAAAACUCUCUUGCUUCCCCUCCUCAAUUCUCCCUCACCCCCCCUUUCUUUUUUUUUUUUAAAUCAGUAAAUAGCUGCCUCUCACUGCAAUUUCCAGUCAAAUUUUCUUUACCCAACCACACAAAUGGCUAGUCUAACCUCAUGGACAGACAGACUUACAUGUUCCACUUAGUGACUCCUGCUGUCUCAAUAUUCAAUACAUUUUGCAACCAUUUACAGAUCCUCUCAAUUAUUAUUUAUAAGAAAAUGAGAAAAUCUAAAAAAAGAAAAAACCCCACUUAAUUCACCUCAGGUGUCAAAGUAGUUUUGUAAGACCGGAUACAUACACUUACAAAUCAACUCUGUUGGAUUGUGUCCCCCUUCUCCUUUCUCAGGGAUGGAUAUUUAUGUUACACAAUAAUUACAAUGAAGACACACCCUAACUGCAGCCUUACCCUGUAAAUAUAUUUGCACUCCAAAGCUUUUUAUUAGGUUCUUUCACACACUGGGGAAAAAAUAAAAAACAAACAAAGAAUAUAAAAACCAAACCAGUACUGGAAUGUAGUACCAGACUCUUCCAUUGUUUGUUUCUUGAUUAUAUACCUACAUUGGGGAGCGUCCAAACAGGAGUCUUGUCUUUCUUCAAGCUGCCCUCUGCUUUUGGUAGCAAUCCGUCUUUUCACUUCAUGCUGAAGAUGCUCCAAAACCAACUUCCUAUUGCAAAAAUCUCUGUGAGGUUGAUAAACGUGUUUGUUUGUUUCAUGCUAGAUAAAAUUCUGAGAAAAUAUUCUAAACAAGAUGCCUUAAGUAAAUAACCUAAAUCACAAGGAAAUAUAUUUACACUGGGUAACAUUUUAUUGCAAGGUGGCAUGGAAUCUCGGAGGCAUUCUCUCGUCACUCUCUCCAAGUUGUUAAGCUCUCUGCACUGCCUGUUCAAUAUGGGACCAACAGAAUAUUCAAAACCAACUACACUGACUUGAACAAUUUUCUUUAUUCUUUUUUCCUUUUUUUAAAAAUUAAAAUGAACCAUGGAAGUAGCAAGUAGCAUAGCUGAAACAAUGCCCAUCAAAACUUUUAUUAAGGUACUUACCUACUGCACAGCUGUAUCUUAGCAAGACAAAUAGGCUAUGACAUAGUUUCUGCAACCUGCUGCAUCACAAUUGUAGUUGUUGAUAAAAGGAAGGGAAAAUCAUAAGGUAUUUUCUGACUGGAAAAAUAAAAUAUGCAUUUUUAAGUUUUAAAUAAAAUGACAUUUUAGCUCAGCACUACAAGUCGCUCAGAAAUACACAUACCAGCAUAAAGUAAGGUGUUCUCAUUUCUGAAUAACUGCUUAAUAACAAAAAGGGAAUCUUGGCUAGUUUUUGAUAACUUUCAAAUAUUUGACACUAGGUAGAGCACUAGGAGGUAGGUUUUUAGAUUUUAUAUGGUAUAAAAUAAAGCAAAGACCAGGAGCCUUGUGAUGUACUGGAGACCUCACUGGCAGCAAAUACACUUUCCUUGGUUUGUCUGGGUCUGAUGGUGCAUAUUUUAAAUUCAGGUCCUUUUGAUUCUGGAAUUUUUGGGGUUUUCUUGUUUUUACUGUAGGGUAUAAAUGCAGUUAAGUGUAGCACAAUGAAAAGAAACUCUCUAUGCCAAACCUGCUGCUUGAUAUCAAGUGAAUGCCUCCAUAUUCCAAAUGAACCUGUAUCUUACUUGCUUCUUUACAUUGAUCCAAUUUUGCAAGUUUUUAUUGUACUGUAUAGUAACUGUGAGAGCCUAAUACAGAUUUCCAAGUAAUUUUAUAGGAACUUCCAUAAUAUUUACAUUAUUCCUAAUACUACACAUUCUAUUAGUUGUAUGGAUAAAUACUUAAAGACAGUUCAAAGUGCAGAUAUUGCAGUAUUUUUUCAUGUUCAUUUGCUUCAGAUUUCACCUUUAUAAAAUCACAGUUUUCCCCUUUUGAACUGGAAUUCACACGAGGCACAAUUCUACUGUUUAAUUUCACAGAAAACGAAGGAACAUUGUAAGGUUUUUUCACAAGAUGACAAAUAUUGUUGAGUUCAUGUGAUGAGUUGCCUAACCACUGUGAGUUAGGGGAAAGCCAGAUCAGUUUGCCUCCAUAGAUUUCUGCUUUUCUUUCCUUUUUUUUUUUUUCCUUAAAAUCUCAUCUACUGAGAUACACAAUGAUACACAAUUUCACCAACUUGAUACAAUUCAGGUAACAGGAAUUCACAUUCCAAUCAUUUCUGUGACUGCUAAAAGCACUCUUGUGCUGUAGUUAGUAGAGGCAUUUAAGGUAAAGCUUAAGGAAUUCUACAGGUCAGCUGUGUCUUGUGCACAUACUUCAAAACAAGUCAUAAACACAUUUCUUAUUAUCGUUAUACCUUAAU